Molecule: messenger RNA, 2524 nt
Organism: Strongylocentrotus purpuratus (purple sea urchin)
Lineage: Eukaryota; Metazoa; Echinodermata; Echinoidea; Camarodonta; Strongylocentrotidae
Exons: 4
Coding region: 1-2148 (715 amino acids)
Source: RefSeq, a predicted model, not a curated record
AUGGAGGAUGACAGGGAUGAAAAGAUGGAGGAUGACAGGGAUGAAAAGAUGGAGGGUGACAGGGAUGAAAAGAUGGAGAGAUUGUUGCCCUACGACAUUGACAACAACUCAGCCUUCAACCACAACACAGCAACAAACGACAACACAGCCUUCAACGACGACACAACAAAAAACGACAACGCAGCCUUUAACCACAACACAGCAACAAACGACAACACAGCCUUCAACGACGACACAACAACAAACGACAACACAGCCUUUAACCACAACACAGCAACAAACGACAACACAUCCUUCAACGACGACACAACAACAAACGACAACGCAGCCUUCAACAACGACACAACAACAAACGACAACGCAGCCUUCAACCACAACACAGCAACAAACGACAACGCAGCCUUCAACCACAACACAGCAACAACCGACAACACAGCCUUCAACGACGACACAACAACAAACGACAACGCAGCCUUCAACCACAACACAGCAACAAACGACAGCGCAGCCUUCAACCACAACACAGCAACAAACGACAGCACAGCCUUUAACGACGACACAACAACAAACGACAACGCUGCCUUCAACCACAACACAGCAACAACCGACAACACAGCCUUCAACGACGACACAACAACAAACGACAACACAGCCUUUAACCACGACACAGCAACAAACGACAACACAUCCUUCAACGACGACACAACAACAAACGACAACACAGCCUUUAACCACAACACAGCAACAAACGACAACACAUCCUUCAACGACGACAACGCAGCCUUCAACAACGACACGACAACAAACGACAACGCAGCCUUCAACCACAACACAGCAACAACCGACAACACAGCCUUUAACCACAACACAGCAACAAACGACAACACAGCCUUCAACGACGACACAACAGCAAACGACAACACAGCCUUCAACAACGACACGACGACAAACAACAACGCAGCCUUUAACCACAACACAGCAACAAACGACAACACAGCCUUCAAUGACGACACAACAAAAAACGACAAGGCAGCCUUCAACAACGACACAACAACAAACGACAUCACCGCCCUCAACAACAACACGGCGACAAACGACAAUGCAGCCAUCAACAACACCACAACAACAAACGACAACAUCGCUCUCUUCAACACCACAACGACAAACGACAACACUGCCAUUAACAACACCACAACAUCAAACUACGUCACCGCCCUCCACAGCAACACAACAACAAACGACAUCACCGCCCUCAACAACAACACAACAUCAAACGACAACACCACUCUCAACAACACCACAACGACAAACGACAACACUGCCAUUAACAACACCACAACAACGAACGACAACCCACCCUCAACAACACCACAACAACAAACGAAAACGCGGCAUACAACAACUACACAACAUCAAACUACAUCGCCGACGUCAACAACGACACUACAAAAAAUGACAACACAGCCCUCAACAACACCACGACAACAAACGACAACACAGCCAUUAACAACACCACAACAUCAAACUACGUUGCCGCCGUCAACAACGACACUACAAAAAAUGACAACACAACCCUCGACAACACCACUAAAACAAACGAAAACGCAGCAUUCAAGAACGACACAACAACAAACUACUGCGCAGCCCUCAACAACACUACAACAACAAACGAAAACGCAGCAUUCAACAGCAACACAACAACAAACGACAACAGAGCCCUCAACAACACUACGACAGCAAACGUCAACGCAGCCUCCAACAACAAAAACGAAAACUCAAAAAGGGACAACACAGCCCUCAACAACACCACAAAGGCAAACUAAGUCGCCGCUCUCAACAUCAACAAAACAACGUAUUUCAACGCAGCCAUCAGCAUCGUCAAAACAACAAACAACAACACAGGCCUCAACAACUUUGCUAUCAAGACGAAACAAGCCAUCUAUAAAAUACCGACUGCUUGCCAGCAAUGCCGCCCUCAACGAUUCGUACUCGUUCAACAGUGUGACGUCCUUCAUCACGUGCAGUCAAAUGUGCUUUGAUGACGUCUCAUGCAGGAGUUUCACAUACAUUGGAGAGACGGGGGUGUGCUUGCUGGGCCAACAAUCAGCCCUUGAAGUACACCAGGGAGCUAAAACUUAUACAAGCUAGGUUAACUUUAGCUUUAGUGGUUGGUCAUGUGGUAGAUACGAACAUAUAAUUUAUAUGCGGUAAUGAGAACCUGUAAAAUAUCGUAAUUUUCUAAUAACAAAGGGCUGAGGGCAGCACAUUUGUAUAUUCACCAUCACUCAAGACACGGUGAUAGAUUAGCCAGUCUUAGUAUCUUCGUCUUUUAUCAAAGAGGUGGCUACGUUUUAAUUUUUAUCACUUUGAUCUGGCAUAGAUAUUUCGUUUGUAACCAUUAUUCGUCUCAAUGUAUGUUUUGUUUAGUUUGAAAUAGCACAAUGUAGCAUAAGUUUAGUAAUUUACUAAUUAAAACAUUUAAGUACAUUUUAUUACGUAAAUAUAGAUAGGGCAAACCUUAAUA